Messenger RNA from Xyrichtys novacula (pearly razorfish), 300 nucleotides. The record is from the annotation of a GenBank genome assembly. Lineage: Eukaryota; Metazoa; Chordata; Actinopteri; Labriformes; Labridae.
AUGCUCAGAACAGCACCUAACUUCAUCAACAGUACAUAUAGGGUCCCAGCCAAACAUAUUUUAGCUUUGCCUGGUUUCUUUAGCAAAGAGACUAAACACAACUCACCCACUCUCCUCCAGCAGCCGCUGGGAGCCCUGAUAAGUCGAUCACCGAGUGCAGCGGAGUUUCACAGCUCAAGGAAGAACAUUUGUGAUCAUUACUUCAUGGAAAUGCAAUCAGACCGAGAUGCUAAGGCAGAAAAACUACCACGUCUGCAGUGUAAAAUGAUUUUUAUGAUGAUUCUUUCUUCAAGGAAAUGA